AUGACUGAGAGCCGGCUGUAUGGGCUGCUGGCCUCUGUCUAUCCCUGCGUGGGCUCCGUGCAGCAGUUCAUUGCCGAGAUCGGCGCCGCUGCUGCUGCUGCUGCUGCCCCGCCAGCGCUGCUGGAACCCAGUGACCCCGACAGCUAUAAGCGCUUCGUCUCCCAGCUGGUGGUCUGCGUCCCCGGGGGGGCUAAGGCGCUGUGCCGGCCGGUCACCUUUCAGCAGCUAUCGACACAGAGUGAUGUGGUUUUGCGAGUAAUUCAGAGGAUUUGUGAGAAAGGCAAACGAAAUGUGCUAAGCUUUGGUUACGCGUGUGUUAAUGAAAUGAGUUUCAUACGCAUCAGAUCGGCCCCCAACAUAUGUAGUUACCAACCAAAUCCCACGACAGUUACCAUCAAGAACAGCAUGCUAUGGAAAACACUGCUCAGCCGGAUUGGUGAUGAUAUCAUGAUGUACUUAUUGGAGCAAUGCUCUCUCUUUAUGCUGGUUCCACCGAGCUGCUGCUUCCAGUUAUGUGGAGUCCCCAUCUAUAGCCUGGUUACAAGUGGCACCAGGCUCCCAUCUACCUGGCUCAGGCAGAGCCCAGCCAAAUAUUGGUGCAAUAUUUCACUAAAGUGCGCCCAAAAGAGAGCCAGAUUUCGUAAAGGCUUCUUGUCAAAAAGCAGAAGAUGGAAGCAGAGAUCACCAGGAGUUGCAAGUGAAGCACAAGCUGCUGAGCCCAGCAAGCGGAAGCAUCGGACAACCCUAAGUGGUCCUGAAUGCAAAUCUGCAAAGUUGGCUAGACUUGAACUUGAUGCUGACAGAUGGGAAUCAAAGGAUACAAUCACCAUGGAAGCAAAAUCCCUAAAAAGAUGUCUGAAAGACGAUAAAGUAGAGUCUCCUGCAAAGAAGCUGAAGGGAAGCCAGCUGUCAGCAGAAGGUAUGGCUCUCCAUUCAACAGAACAGGAUACACUCCGCGUGGAGAAUAUAUCAAAUGAACCUCCUGAAAUAACUGAGCAAUCUGGUGUAACAAUUGAUCAACCAACUGAAGGAGCCAUCGAAUGGAAAGGGCAGGGGAGUAACACUGACGAACGUGAACUGAAAUAUCCCAAAUUCAGUGCACGUGUGAACCUAGCAAAAGAAAGUACCAGUGCAGAGUACAAAAGACAGGACUCGGGUGCCAAAGCACUUGAACUGACUGAAGGAAGAGGAGUUAAAAGCAAUAGGAAUGGGCACUUCAUGCAUAGUGAGGAAAUUAUUUCUUCUGGUAAAGAUGAUUACUCCUCUGUAGUGGAAGGGGAAAGUUCAGAACACACAGAGCUACAGGCUAAAAAUACAGUGGUAGAACAUGAAUCUGCAAAGAGUGGUGACAGCUCCACCGUCGCAGGAAUUGGAGAACAGCAAAAAUAUGAGGAAAUAGAGCAAGCAAGAAGCAGGAACUCUAAUCAAGGUGGCAAAUUCACAGCUAGAAGUACAAGCAAUAUACAUUGUGCUAAAUCUGCCUUUGGAAAGAACACUGAUGCACAUAGACAGCACCAUGGAAGGUUUGGUGUGUUAGCACACCCUAUAUUUGCUGGGAGACCACAGCAAACCUCUAUAGAUGCUGCAGUAGCAAAGAAUAGAAGAAAAUGGGCCCCAAUUUAUAUUGAAAGGGGAAAUAUAAUGUAUUGUAGUAAUAACAGGGAACAGUUGCCAAACACGUUUAUACUAAAUCGCUUGCAAGACUUGAACACGGGCGGUCAAAGGCUUGUAGAAACGAUCUUCUUGAACAAUGCUACAUUUAGGAAGAAGAAAACACAAGUCCAGCCCAGUAACUACUGGAGGAAGAAGAGGUUUCCAAAACGCUACUGGCAAAUGAAAAAUAUUUUCUUUAGAAUGCUGAGGAAUCAUAAGCGAUGUCCAUAUUUGCAGCUCUUGGCUAGAAAUUGCUUUGUGAUCACCCAGAAGGGAAGUAAGGUCUUUAGUGCUUCAAAUGUUGUGAGAAAUGCUGAGUCAGAUUCUUUUCCUGUCAUGAAGGUGGCUUGUAGGUCUUUCAGCAGUCAAGACACAGGGUUGGAAACUAAUCACCCUGUUGGUGAAACCAUUCCCCUAAUUGCAAAACGGGGUCAAUUAUUGAGCAAGAAUUUAAAGGACCAUAAUUCAAUGAGAACGGAUCCUCCUGGACACAGUUCUACCAUUGAAAGGGACUUGGAGGAGCAGACAGAUCCUUUGAGACCUUCAGAACGCCCUGGCUUGUGUUCUCGGCCGAGCAAUCUACUUGAAGUUGCGGCAAUGAAACAUAAAGCAAACGAAAAGAGCAGCACGUCCAGAGACUUCAACGAUUCAUCCGGCUCGGACAAGGACUUGCUCCAUUUGCUUAAACAGCACAGCAGUCCACUUCAGGUUCACCGAUUUGUGAGAGAGUGUCUGCUCAAAGUUGUACCGGUCGAGCUGUGGGGCUCCAACCACAAUAAGUGCAGAUUCCUGAAGAAUGUGAAGAAAUUUAUCUCCUUGGGCAAGUUUGACAAAUUCUCUUGCAGUGAGCUAAUGUGGAAGAUGAGAGUGACCGAUUGUACAUGGCUUCAGCUGACCAAAGGUCAGCACUUUGUUCCUGCAUCGGAGCAUCAGUUACGUGAAGAAAUCCUGUCUAGGUUCCUCUUUUGGUUAAUGGACACAUAUGUGGUACAGCUACUCAAGUCUUUCUUCUAUGUUACGGAGACAACGUUCAUGAAAAACAUGCUUUUCUACUACAGAAAACGUGUCUGGAACGAGGUGCAGAGGUUUGGUGUUCGAAAACAUCUAGCAAAAGUGCAGCUGCGACCUAUCUCACACAAAGACGUGGAACAGAAACAACGGCAGGAAACCUUACCACCCCCUUCCAAACUGCGGUUUAUUCCAAAGAAAAAUGGCCUACGACCAAUAGUGAAAAUGCGGAGCAAAACAGCACCAAAACCCUCUGUGAAAAGGAGCAGCUUUAGAAAGAUCCAGCAGUCCGACUCCCAAAUGAAAGUCCUGUUUGGUGUGCUGAACUAUGAGUGUCAACAGAACCCGGCCCUGAUGGGUUCCUCAGUCUUUGGGCUUGAUGACAUUUACAAAGCAUGGAGGGAAUUUGCGUUACAGAGUCUGAAAGCUGGAAAAGUGAGAGAGAGUCGUCCUUAUUACUUUGUGAAAGCAGAUGUCACUGGUGCCUACGACACCAUUCCUCAUGCCAAGUUAAUGGAAGUGAUUUCAGGAAUACUGGAUCCCACGGUACAAGAGAGUUACUGCAUCCGGCACUACACAAAGGUCUGGAUGGAUUCCAACGGACAAAUUAGAAAGUCAUUCAAAAGUCAGGUUUCUACUAUGAUGGAUCUCUUGCCAAACAUGAAGGAAUUUGUGUCCCAUCUACAGCAGGAUACCCCUCUGCAAAACACUGUACUGGUUGAGCAGGGUCUGACAUUGACUGAAACCUCUGGACAGGUGUUUAGUUACUUCAAGCAAAUGAUUGCGAAUAACACAAUCAGAAUUGGGGAUAAGUACUAUGUCCAGUGUUGUGGAAUACCGCAGGGCUCCCUCCUGUCAACCUUACUAUGUAGCCUGUGUUAUGGUGACAUGGAGAACAGGCUCUUCAGUGGGAUUCAGGAGGAUGGGCUGAUGCUGCGAUUGGUUGAUGACUUUUUGCUGGUCACUCCACACUUAGCACAUGCGAAAAGGUUUCUAAGAAUUCUGGCUGCAGGAAUCCCAGAGUAUGGCUGUUUUAUGAGUCCCCACAAAACGGUGGUCAACUUUGCUCUUGAUGAGAACCUUCCAGGCUGCAGCAAGGCCAAGUUGUUGCCAGAACACACUCUCUUCCCUUGGUGUGGCCUGCUGUUUGAUACACAGACACUUGAAGUCUACUGUGACUAUUCCAGCUAUGCAAACACUUCCGUCAGAUCAAGCCUGACAUUCAACUGCAGUUCCGAAGCUGGAAAAAAUCUGAGGAGAAAGCUACUGGCUGUUUUAAGGCUGAAGUGUCACCAUAUCUUCUUGGAUCUGGAGGUCAAUACGCUGAGAACGGUUAGCAUCAAUGUCUACAAGAUAUUCCUUCUCCAGGCUUACAGGUUCCACGCGUGUGUCCUACGACUCCCAUUUGGCCAAGGGGUAAGAGACAACCCCUCGUUCUUCCUUGAGGUGAUCUCUGACAUGGUUGCUUGUUGCUACUCCAUACUCAAAGCUAAAAACCGAGGGAUUCCUCUGGGAUUCAAAGAUGCUUCUGGUCCUUUUCCUUACGAAGCUGCCCAUUGGCUGUGCUGCCAUGCUUUCACUGUCAAGCUGUCCAAUCACAAGGCUAUUUACAAGUGUCUGCUCGGACCUAUGAGAACCUGCAGGGCCAAAUUGCAGAGGAUUCUACCAAGCUCCACAGUCCAGCUGCUGCAGUCUGCAACGGAUCCUGCUCUUCGUCGAGAUUUUGCUGUCAUCUUGGAUUGAAGCCAAACUGGAAGUACAGUACUGACACUGGGAAUACAAGAGUUCAACCAAGAAAUUGAGCCGAUAUUAUUAAUGUCUUGGCAAUAAUUUUCACAGUAUAUAAACUGUUAUCUGGACCCUGAGACCACCAGGAGAGUUUCCCCGGAAUCUACAGUAUUUUAUAACUUGCAUUGUGCCUGUUGACCCUUGUUGUGCUUGAUGUCUGAUAAGUGGUAACGUUUGCAGAACAAUAUCAUUGAUUUGUUACAUUAUCAAUGGAGGUUUAUCAUAAAAAGAGUCUUACAGUGUAGCUUCCCUGCUUAGACAGUGCCAUAUGUUUACAGGCAUUAAGGCUGGCUGCCACGUAUUCAUUUAAGGUUGAGUUGCUCCAAAUGAGUGGAUUUCAAUAAAUCAGCAUUGGGGCAAAAGGCACAUCUUGUGUGUUUACUCACAUUUUGUGACAUUACAGAGGAAGCAUAAAUGCUCCUAAACUCCUAAGCUCCGCCCUUUGGAACACCUGUCAGCAGUUUGGUGAGAGGAGGCCUGAUGAAUUUUCCACCGCCUACUUGUUGAAGCCUGGCGAAGUGCCUGUUAAUGCGUGGUCAACUGAUGCCACGUACAGAGACAGCCUGAACUAGCCUCACUUACACGAAGCUUUACCUAUCAGGUGUAGGGCAGUUUCAGUUGUUUUUUUUCUUUUGAAAUUUGUGUGAGGUGGAUUUACACGGGGGGGGUGGAGGGGGGGUUGUCCUGCCAGGGCACCAUGGAGACCCCAGUAAAAUGGCGUAACCUGUGUUUGUCAUUCUCUGGCAGUACUGCAAUCCCCUCCCCCAGAGUUCAGCAGACUCAUGAGAGCACCCCUACGUAAAUUCAACCCUGAUUUCUUUGGCAUGCUGACGGGACUUUUGGGAGGGUGGUUAUUGUCUUUGAUAACGCAAAUUACCUCAGUAAGGGUUUUCUGGGUGACUUUUCAAUUGUGUCGCAGUUUUAAAGCUAUCCAUUGACGUAUUGAUGUUUAUUAUUGAAGAGCGAUAACAGCUGCCAGCACUGAAAGCUAGGAGCGAAACAGUUGUAGGCGUGAACUGUAAUUGGUCGUUGAUCUGUUUUGAAGAUAGCAUCUUUUGAUUAUGCUUUGAGUAUGAAAGAAAGUCACACAUGCUCCUAGAUUUCAACUGCAGAAUGUGGUGAUUGGAAAUUCUGACAUUUUUGGAUUGUUCUCUAAACAGGUACCAGUGUUAUGUUUACUGUCCUAGAAUGGCAGUGUACAUAAAUGUGAUUUUUAACUGUAUUUGGCAGUCACAUCAUGCUCUUACAGCACAUCAAGCAUUGUAUGAAAUGUUUUUUGUAUGAGCCCUGCGCUUUCGAACAGCGUGUUAACCCAGACUAUCAGCUUUGAUUGUGAGGAGUCGCUCGUGAUCACUGAUGGGAUAUGAUUAGUUACCCCAAUCGGGCUGUCUUCCAAAGCCUUUGUUAGAUGCAAUAGCCAUUACAGGGAGGGUUGCCAACCACAAUCGAAUGUAUUCUUGGAGGUUUCAUCACAUGACUUGCCCCCAUGCUGUAGUUGUUUGUCAGCUAACACAUUCAUCCCUGUGAUGUACUGCCUUCCUAUGCCAAUUGGAAAGCAAAAAGACUCAUUAUCCAACUGGA
Molecule: messenger RNA, 6030 nt
Organism: Carcharodon carcharias (great white shark)
Lineage: Eukaryota; Metazoa; Chordata; Chondrichthyes; Lamniformes; Lamnidae
Gene: tert
Product: telomerase reverse transcriptase
Exons: 17
Coding region: 1-4404 (1467 amino acids)
Biological process (GO): telomere maintenance via telomerase
Cellular component (GO): telomerase catalytic core complex
Molecular function (GO): telomerase RNA binding; telomeric repeat DNA binding
Source: RefSeq, a predicted model, not a curated record